Molecule: messenger RNA, 2580 nt
Organism: Capsella rubella
Lineage: Eukaryota; Viridiplantae; Streptophyta; Magnoliopsida; Brassicales; Brassicaceae
Product: pentatricopeptide repeat-containing protein At1g22830
Exons: 2
Coding region: 251-2359 (702 amino acids)
Biological process (GO): RNA modification
Molecular function (GO): protein binding; RNA binding
Source: RefSeq, a predicted model, not a curated record
UUCUCCCUCCACUUCGCUUCGUCGGGUUCGGUCGGUGCUGUCUCCGAAUCUCUCUUGUCUUUUUCUUUUUUCCCUUCGAGUUCUGUCUCUGCUUUUUCCAUGCUUCUCUACAUGUACUCGUGCUUCCAUGUUUCACUUGUAUAUGACGGAGAAGCGAAAUUGGAUGAUCAUAAGUUUUUAUGGAUCAAACUAGUGUUGGAACAUUAAGCAAAACCCAUUCUUUGCGGCGAUCAUAUGCCGCUUACUGUAUAUGCCGUCUUCUCCUUCUCGCUCUAUACUCAUCAGAGGUCUUACUGUAUCCGAAAUUUGCAAGUUUGUUCCUCAAUCUUGGAAACAGCCACCGAGACCCAUAUCAGAAAUUCCCAAAACCCACUAUGUGUCAGUUCCAGAAGCUCUUUACAAAUCAUUUAGAUAUUGCAUCGCUCAUGGUCAAUUUUAUGAAGCUUUUAGAACUUUCUCUUUACUUCGUCACCAGUCUGGUUCUCAUGACUGCGUUUUCCAUUCAGCGGCUUCCCUUUUAUCGACCUGUGUGGAUUUUAGUGAGUUCUCUUCAGGGCAGCAGAUUCAUGGUUAUUGUAUCUCGUCGGGUCUGGAGUUUGACCCUGUUUUGGUCCCAAAGCUUGUUACUUUCUACUCUGCUUUCAAUCUCCUUGAUGAAGCUCAGAUCAUUACUGAAAACUCUGACAUUUUGCAUCCUUUGCAUUGGAAUGUACUCAUUGAUUCGUACGUUAGGAACAAACGGUUUGAGGAGUCAGUUUCUGUUUACAAACGAAUGAUUAGUAAAGGAAUCCGACCAGAUGAAUUUACUUACCCGUCUGUUCUCAAGGCUUGUGGAGUACUACUGGAUAUUGCAUCUGGAAGAGUGGUUCAUGGCUCCAUUGAGGUGAGCUCUCACAGGCGCAGCUUGUUUGUCUGCAAUGCGUUGAUAUCUAUGUAUAAAAGAUUUGGUAAAGUGGACAUUGCUCGGAAAUUGUUUGACAGGAUGUCUGAAAGGGAUGCUGUCUCAUGGAAUGCAGUAAUUAACUGUUAUGCUUCUGAGGGAAAUUUGGAGGAAGCUCUUAAUCUUUUUGAUAGAAUGCAUCUAUCCGGUGUAGAAGCAACUGUUGUAACUUGGAACACAUUAGCUGGAUGUUGUUUGCAGAUAGGAAAUUAUGUUGGGGCUUUAAACUGUGUUGUUAAUAUGAGACAUUACAACGUGGCAUUAGAUUAUGUAGCUGUGAUUAAUGGUUUGAAGGCAUGCUCACACAUUGGAGGGUUAAGGUGGGGUAAAGAACUUCAUGGUCUUGCAAUCAGUAGUUGUUUCCAUAAAAUUAACAAUGUUCAGAAUUCGUUGAUCUCAUUGUACUCAAGAUGCGGUGAUCUUAGGCACGCCUUUUUAGUGUUUCAGCAGAUUGAAGCAAAUAGCUUGAGUACAUGGAAUGCCAUCAUUUCUGGUUAUGCGCAUGACAUGAGAUCGGAAGAAACCUCUUUCCUGCUCAGGAAGAUGUUGCUUUCUGGCUUUCACCCGAAUUACAUUACGCUUGCAAGCAUUCUCCCUCUUUGUGCUCGGGUGGCAAACCUGCAACACGGUAAAGAGAUUCACUGCUACAUCCUGAGGCGCCAAAGCUUCAACGACUGUUUAAUCUUGUGGAACUCCCUUGUCGAUUUGUAUGCAAAAUCCGGGGAUAUUAUAGCUGCAAAGCAAGUAUAUGAUUCAAUGAGAAAGAGGGACGAAGUGACAUACACUUCACUGAUAGAAGGAUAUGGCAUGCUGCGUAAAGGAGAAGUCGCCUUGGCAUGUUUCAAGGAGAUGAUCAGAUCCGGUAUCAAACCUGAUCAUGUAACUAUGGUUGCAGUAUUAUCAGCUUGCAGCCAUUCCAAUUUAGUGGGUCAAGGAAAAAGCUGGUUUGGGAAGAUGCAGCCUGUGUUCGGUAUACACCCACGCCUUGAACACUAUUCUUGUAUGGUUGAUCUUUAUUGCAGAGCAGGUUACCUGGCUGAAGCCAGAGAUACAUUCCGCAAAAUACCGUACGAGCCAUCUAGUGCCAUGUGUGCUACUCUACUGAAAGCGUGCCUCAUCCACGGGAACACAAACAUUGGUGAAUGGGCAGCAGAUAAGCUACUGCUGGAGAUGAAGCCAGAACACUUAGGGCACUGCAUGUUGAUUGCAGAUAUGUAUGCAGCUACUGGUUCUUGGAACAAGCUUGUAACAGUGAAGACUUUCCUGAGUGAAUUGGGUGUGCAAAAGGCUCAUGAGUUUGCUUUGAUGGAAACAGAUUCCGUGUUAGAUGGAGUGAAUAAUAAUAAGCCGAAGAUGAUCGAUUCUGCAGUUAGUCAUGAGCAAAGUUCAGAUGAAGAACGUCUUGUAGAAGUAGGAUAAAAGAAUCAAAGACUGAUAUAGUAGAAUAUUUCAUUAUUUCCUGCUUCAGGGUGGUCAAACUGGAGCAUCAGUUUGGUGAUUGUACAUAUAUAUAAUCCUAAAUUAAUACGAGCAUGUUUCAACAGAGCAAAAACAAGUUUUAUUAAUUUGCACAAUUUCUCAACGAAGGGAAUCAAGAACUAAGAUGAACCAAAGUACAAGCACUGGAGAGUGGAGUCUAU